This is a messenger RNA of Saccostrea cuccullata (small rock oyster), 1681 nucleotides long. RefSeq lists its product as uncharacterized. The coding region runs from base 8 to 1570 and encodes 520 amino acids. NCBI's taxonomy places the organism in Eukaryota, Metazoa, Mollusca, Bivalvia, Ostreida, Ostreidae. The record is from RefSeq and is a predicted model, not a curated record. The transcript has 4 exons.
AGCUGUCAUGGAGUUUAAUUUUUCACCUCUUUGGAUAACUGCUCUGCUACUGGUUGCUUUCUUUUGCCAAAUAAGUGAAAUACAGGGUCAGAAGUAUGGCGUGAACUACGUGAAGUCGGUCAGCAAACAGUACAACUCUACCACUGGAUUAGUUUUUAUCUCCGUGGAGAUGGCAGCUCCACAGGCGGAUCUCUCUUUAACUGUUUACUGGCAAAUCAAUUCAGGUGUCAUUGGGGUUGAUGAGCCGGCAUUUGGGUCCUUUGUGAAGAAAAAUGGACAACUGACGCUUUAUACCCUGACAGUGGAUUCAUCUUACGUUAGAGCAGUAUAUUUUACCACUAAAAUUGAUGACCAUACCAGCAGUCUGCGACUUGAGUCUUUCUCUUGGGGCAAGGAUUAUCCCAGUAAAUCAACUUUCCCUGUACAAUUGAGAAAAUGUACCUCCACAUUCUCAGAGCUCUCGUCAACAACUUCAGAUAUCCAUGAAAUUAAUGUUGAUUUCAACUGCGACCCAGCACUCUCCAGAAAUGUUUACAACUGGCCAAGAGUAUACUGGGGAAUUAAGUUUGGGGUUUAUUUGUUCAAUAACACAGAUAAUAGGAUUCAUUAUCAACCAGUAGAGAAUCAUGGUGAAAGAAAAGGUUUGCUGCUGUCAAGGAAUCCUCGAAGCACAGGAAACUUUUUCUCUCGGAGAGAAAUGGUAGAUACCCGACUUCGGGAAAGCUCUUUUGACAGAAACAUUGGACCAUCUAAAGAAUCGCGGUCACGUGAUAAUUCUGUAAAUAACGAAACGUUUUUUGCUGAACACGAAUUAGCAAACAUAACCAUUGGGCCCACACCCUGGGCAAAGAUAAGCUUUCCCAAAUCAUAUCUUAAUGAGAAAGUGGUAUUUCUGAAAAUCACUCUCGAUGCGCCUAUCAUCCUUGGACUGAGUAUGGUGUUUUCCUUUGUUAAGAAAGUAUCCAUUAGUAAAGAUCUUCCUUUUGGGGUAUACCUAUCAGAAAGUGAAGGGAAAACCUUUCCACAACCUUCAACUGUAAUGUGCCAAACAUUUGGGCAAAAUGCCCCAAGAGUAUACAUGAAAAAAGAUGGUGGUCAAAUAAUAAAAUCUGACAAUAUCUGUAUACAGGAAGUCAGGAGUCCCUUGUUUUCUUCCUCGCAUGUCACAUUCCUUAAGAAAGACGUACGGAACAGAGAAAUUGACGGUGAGUACACGUGUUUCUCUGAGAAUCCAGGAGGUGACAAGAAUGUGAGCACCUUUAAAGUGUACACAGGCCCCGCCUUCCUGGAAGACAUUACAGAGAUGACAGAAAGUAGUUCCAGAGAACUAAAUCUUCGACUCGUGGUGGAAGGAAACGGUCAGAUGAGGGUCUCCUGCCACGUCCCAGUGCCAGAUCACAUGGUUCUGAUCAACACAGCUGAGAAAAUACAACCCUCAUCUACCAAGUUAAAGAGAAAGGAGGUCACCUUGACCUACAAAUUCCCAGUAGAGGCAGUCCGCCCCUUUGAUUAUUUCUGCAGUGUUUAUGAUGAAUAUGGAAAUCACAAUACUCGAUACACCCAUUAUUGAUUUUAAUAGUAAAAUAAUGAUAUGAACUUUUAAAAGAAACAAUAGAUAUUUAUUGUGCACAAUUUUGGCUUCAAUCUCAUUUUUGGUACAAUGUUUCGUUUUUGAACAUGA